UGGGCGCAGUAGUCAGGAGUCACAGUCUCAACAAGACGAGCCGAAACGCAGCAGUUUCUCUGUAAAGACAUUCUGAGGAUUCUCAGCGCUCCAUCCCCUCUACCUGUUCAACAGGUGUAGCCGGUGUUCUCUCGGCGGGCGCGCUCAGAGACAGACGCGAGGGACAGCGGCUCUAAGCGGGGUCAUUCAUGGUCAUCUAUGGGUGAGUGUCUGCAGAAAUCUUGUCCAUGUUUGGAAUCACUAUGGCAGAGGAUUUUCAAAGACAAGAAGGCUUCUCCUGGAGGAGGAGACGGAGUAGUCAGUGGUAGUGGAGGGGGAAGAGAGCGCGGCAGUGACGGCCGCGGUGAGGAAAGACCACCGAGUCCUUGUCCGGGUCCGGCGGACAGUGUGCCCGAGAGCAGCUCUAUCUACACGGCGGUGUGGCCGUUUGAAGCCCGUCACAAGGAUGAGCUGUCAUUUCAGGAGGGGGAUCUGUUCAAUGUUAUCAGCCGCAAGGGGGACUGGUGGACCGCACGGAGGAUCGACAAGAACGGGUGCGUCCUGGACACCGGGAUCGUGCCCAAUAACUACCUGGUCAGGGCGGAAUCCCUAGAAAUGCAACCAUGGUAUUUUGGGACAAUGAGCCGCUUUGAGGCCCAAAGCUACCUGCUGGGACCAGGAAACGACAACGGAGCUUUCCUCAUCCGACACAGUGAGAAGGACAACGUUGGAUACGUUCUUUCAGUGAGGGUCAGCAAUCAGGUGAAGCAUUUUAAGAUCCUCCAAGCAGGUGAUAAUUUUUACGUGGAGUACAACCGCAACUUCAGCUCUCUGAUUGACUUGGUGGAGUACUACUGUGCCAACAGCCUGAACAACAUAUACAGACUGGGAAACCCCAGCAAAAGGAAAAAGCCCAACACCCCAGAUUUGAAUCAUUUUACGGUGGAUGAGUGGGAGCUCCCGAAAGAGGAGUUUACCCUGGAGGAGCAGCUGGGCAGUGGCUACUUCGCUGAAGUCUACAGAGGACACUGGAAAAACCAUAUUAAAGUCGCCAUCAAGAUCCUCAAAAGUGACUCGGAGUUGAACUAUCGCGAAUUUCAGAGCGAAGUUCAGAUCCUGAAGCGUCUCCGUCAUCGUCACCUCAUCUCCCUGUUUGCUGUCUGUACGGCCUCAGCACCUUACUACAUCAUCACUGAGUUGAUGGAAAAAGGCAGCCUGCUCAACUUCCUCAGAGGUCCAGAGGGGCAGAAGCAAAACAUUGAGUUACUCAUUGACAUGGGCGCUCAGGUGGCUGAUGGGAUGGCAUACCUGGAGGAGCAGAACAGCAUCCACAGAGAUUUGGCGGCUCGAAACGUCCUGGUGGGGGAGGACUACAUCUGUAAGGUGGCUGACUUUGGACUGGCCAGAGUGAUCAAGGAGCCGUUCUACAUCACAGAAGAUAAAAAGAUACCCUACAAGUGGAGCGCUCCUGAGGCCAUCAGCCAUGGAAAGUUCUCUAACAAGUCAGACGUCUGGUCUUUUGGUGUCUUGCUCUAUGAGAUCACAACCCAUGGUGGCAAUCCUUACCCAGCCUUUAGCAACCAGGAAGUGUACCAGCAGGUUACCAAAGGCUACAGGAUGCCAGCUCCGGCCAAAUGUCCAGACUUUCUCUACGAAAUCAUGCUGAAAUGUUGGAGCGCCGAGCCAGUCGACAGGCCAGACUUCAAGUCCCUAAAGAUCCAACUGGAGGGCAGGUCCUACGAGUUGGAGUGAUUUACCAAAACUGUCCAUACUGCACUGAGAUGGGUAGCCACUGUCAACACAGAACAGCCAACGUGUUCUAUGUAGGGCUGGGGCGAUUCGUCGACGUAAUCGAUUACGUAAAUACGUCGACGCGCGUCGCUGCAUCCGGUGUGGGAUUCUCCCGGACAAGCUCCAGCUACAAAGUUUGGAGUAUUUCAGACAGACACUCAACAACGUGCUGCUCCGUGCAGCUCUCUGAACUGGAAACAGCUUCACUGCAGCACAGCUGCUGUCCACAAAUACGUGAAGCAGCAUGAACCCUUGAAACGAAAGUAUCCCGGAGCACUUUGUCGAGACGGCAGCACCGCAAAUCGUGUUUACUUUCUGUCGCCACACACGCACGGCACAUUGUCAGCACGAGCACACGUAGUCCGUUAAAAUGUUUAUUGCCUUCAUGUUAAAAGUAAUAUCUGCCCCACUGCUGUCAUGGUAACGUAACAAUUAAUUUUUUAAUUUAAUUAAUGUCUGUUAUUGUUAUUAUCACAUCACAGCAGUGACGUGGAAAUUUAAGAUUUGCUGCUAAUUGUCAUUGUUCUAAUGUGCUUCAUCAGGAUGAUUGAAUAAAAUAUAGAUUUAUUGAUUA
Micropterus salmoides (largemouth bass) is the source of this 2344-nucleotide messenger RNA. RefSeq names its product PTK6 protein tyrosine kinase 6b (gene ptk6b). The transcript has 9 exons. Gene Ontology annotation, biological process: innate immune response; cell differentiation; cell surface receptor protein tyrosine kinase signaling pathway. The record is from RefSeq and is a predicted model, not a curated record. Gene Ontology annotation, molecular function: ATP binding; signaling receptor binding; non-membrane spanning protein tyrosine kinase activity. NCBI's taxonomy places the organism in Eukaryota, Metazoa, Chordata, Actinopteri, Centrarchiformes, Centrarchidae. Gene Ontology annotation, cellular component: extrinsic component of cytoplasmic side of plasma membrane. The coding region runs from base 199 to 1731 and encodes 510 amino acids.